CUUGUCAUAUCCCUUACUUGUAACAAGAAAUCCAUUAAGUUCAACCAUGGACAACUCCAGAAAUGGCUAUUCUUCCUCUGUUCCGAGACAACCCGAUAGAUAUGACUCGGGUACACGAUCCUCGGGUUGGCGAGUCCCUGCUUUCUCUUCACGGAACGCUUGGUCCAGGAGUCAUUCGAUAGUUAACAGGCGUUUGCUCGAUGAUCCUCCAGCCACUUACUCAAGAUCAGCGAUUUCAUCAGUCAUAGACUCACAUACUCCACAACAUAUUCCAAUCCGUACCAGCAACAACCUGCGAAGGCAGCACCUCGAGGCACUAAGGCAAGCGGUUCACAACCAACCCGCUAGACCCGAGAGCAACUCAAGACCAGCAUCAUCAUCAUCACAAGCCAGAGAAGAAGACCAUGUUCUGAAACAUCUAACAAAAGAAACAUAUAACCCUGUCCCAAAGAGCCUGCUUCUCAGAAACCUCAGCUUAUACUACAGAAACAAAAACCCGGGAAGUAACGGUCGAGAUCACUCCGGUGAAGAAGAGGACAAGAGAUGCAGUGUGUGUUUAGAAGACUUUGAGCCCAAGGAAACAGUGAUGCUCACUCCUUGCCAACAUAUGUUUCAUGAGGAAUGUAUAGUUCCAUGGUUAAAGAGCAAAGGACAGUGUCCUCUCUGUAGAUCCGUCAUACUCAAGCCAGAAAAACCAGAUUCUUCGCCGGCUGUUACCUCAGAUCUCGCCGGAGACAUAACAAUGAACGAUCUCUUCACAUUAGAGCUAAUCUCUGUGUGGAAGAAAAAGAAAAAAAAAUUGUUUUUCCUUUCUUGAGGUUUUUGGCUACACACACACAAAAACACACUCAUCUAGAACUAUCACAGAAGGGAAUGGCGCCAAAAUCGCAUCUCCGAUGUUGCUCCUCCGUAGCCACCGUUCCACGGCGGAACACGGAGGCGCAAUCAGGCAAAUCGCCGAGAUCGCUGAACAGUGAUUCAUCUUCUUCUUCGCCUACUGAAAAACCUCU
Molecule: messenger RNA, 1010 nt
Organism: Eutrema salsugineum
Lineage: Eukaryota; Viridiplantae; Streptophyta; Magnoliopsida; Brassicales; Brassicaceae
Product: E3 ubiquitin-protein ligase ATL4
Exons: 4
Coding region: 47-817 (256 amino acids)
Biological process (GO): ubiquitin-dependent protein catabolic process
Molecular function (GO): ubiquitin protein ligase activity
Source: RefSeq, a predicted model, not a curated record